GGAUGUGGUGUGGAAUUAUUAAACAAGAAGUUUGUUUAAAACCUAAUAAAUUAUUCUAAUAUAAGUUUAUGACUAUAUAGUAAUGAUUCAAGAAAUUGAAUUAGACAUAGAUUUAUCAAAAGUAUCUUUUUGGGCAUCGGUCCAAAUUUUAUUGAAGAAACCCCAUGUAGUAAAUAAAAGAGUAUGGGGAAGUAAGAUAUUAGAAACAAAAAAUUGUAUAUUUAAACAGGAUUCUUUGCAUACGGCUUUACAAAAUUUGAAACUUGAUGAUAGUUGUAAUGUUGUGAACUUUUUUAACGAACUACAUUCUAUUGAAUACAACAAUUCGUCAGACCCUAACUCUGAAUUAGAAUUAAUUUUAAUAGAACUGUUCCCUAAAUGUUAUGAAGAUAACCAUGCAUAUCAGUUAGUUGUCCUUGAUGAAGACAAUGCUAAUAUACAUUUUUAUGAUGUUACAUGCAAAGAAGCUGAACAAAACAUAUGCCCUAACUUUCCAUAUAGUUUUACGCUCAAGAAUAAGAAAUUAGUAUUGAAAACUUAUUCUGGUAAUUCAAAAUCUACAUUAUGGUUGAAAGAUGUAGUAUUAAAACAAAUUGUAAAAUGGGCAGAAGAAACUGACAAUGAUAAAUCAAAAAGCAUAUGUACUGAAUCAUUGAGCUUAAUAGAUACAGAAAAAUAUUAUGUUAAAUAUAAUGACUUAAAAAUCAAAUAUGGGAAAGAAUUAGUAAAGAUAUGGCCCGAAUGUACAGAUCCUGCCAAAUUUGUAUAUGAAGACAUUGCAAUAGCAACAUACCUCUUACUAUUAUGGGAGAGUGAUACUGAAGAAACACAAUAUUUUGUUGAUGUUGGAUGCGGAAAUGGAUUAUUGGUGUACAUACUCACCAUGGAAGGUCAUAGUGGUACCGGUGUUGAUGUCCGUAAAAGAAAAAUUUGGGAUAUGUACCCAAAAAAUAUAGAACUAGAGGAAAAAACCAUCACACCAUCAGAUAUAUAUAGUUUUCCAGAAGCCACAUGGAUAAUUGGCAAUCACUCAGAUGAACUUACUCCCUGGAUACCAGUGAUUGCAGCUUGCAGUUCAUAUAAGUGUAGAUUCUUCCUGCUCCCCUGCUGCGCCUUCAACUUUGAUGGAACUAAAUAUAAAAGACAUGAUUCUUCAAAAAGUCAAUAUACUGAAUAUUUAGAGAACAUUAAGUCCCUCUGUGAUGAUUUUGGAUUUCAAACACAGUUUGAUAGACUAAAAAUUCCUAGUACCAAAAGAAUUAGUCUUAUUGGUCAAAAAAGAAUUUAUGAAGAAACAGAAUAUAGUGCCCACUGUGUCUAUAUCCAGAAAUUUCUUGAUGUAGCAUUAAGAAAUAAUGAAGAAGCAAAAGAGUUUAAAACAAGGGAAAAGGUGGAAAGAGUAAGAAAUUGUACUCAGAUUGAUAAAACUGUAAUUGACUCUAUAAUAAUAUAUGUAACCAGCCAUAUGUUGAAAGAUUAUGAAUUCAUUUCAAGUUGGAGCACAGGGAAACAAAUAAAAAUAUCUGAUAUUGUAAAACUUAUACCGGAUGAUAUGUUAAAAAUGCUAAAAUCAGAAUGUGGUGGUUUACAGACUCUGUUAAGAAAUAAUCAUCAUAUAUUUCAAAUUGUUAAUGGUAAAGUUCAGUUUAGAUAUCCAAAAACAAUUGAUGAAGUAAACAAAUCUAUGAAAAAGAAAAAUAAGGAUAAAAAUAUCAAGAUGCAGGUAAAGAGGUGCUGGUUUUUUGAUAAUCACCCACAAGGAUGCCCGUUAGAUGCCAAAGUUUGCAGUUUUUUACAUGUUUUAACAUAAUAAUAAAUAAAAGAAAAUAUUCAAAUAAUUGAUUUAUUAA
Messenger RNA from Colias croceus (clouded yellow), 1850 nucleotides. RefSeq names its product probable tRNA (uracil-O(2)-)-methyltransferase. The transcript is spliced from 4 exons. The record is from RefSeq and is a predicted model, not a curated record. The coding region runs from base 83 to 1810 and encodes 575 amino acids. NCBI's taxonomy places the organism in Eukaryota, Metazoa, Arthropoda, Insecta, Lepidoptera, Pieridae. Gene Ontology annotation, biological process: tRNA methylation. Gene Ontology annotation, molecular function: tRNA (uridine) methyltransferase activity.